AUGGGGACGCCGGGCAACUUGUCUUUCUCUACCGGCACUCUGCUUUUGGGGCAUGUGAGAAACGACGGCGUCGAAGACAUCGCCUCCCUCUCGAUUUCGACGCCCUGCAUGAAUCACCUUGGCGGAGAAGAGCUGCAGGGCGGUGCGGAGCAGCGCAGGUGCGCCGGUUUAACCCCAAGUAGUGGCAGUAGGAAGCUGCCGGGGCCAAGGGGAGGCGUCAUCAACAGUAGCUUCACCAUUGGCAUGCGACCGCGGGAGAAGAGGCGGCCUCCCUCGCUCUUCUCCACAUUCGCAUCCUCUCUGCCACAGACGCUGCAACAAACGCCGUGGGGGUGGCAGGGGCGCUUGAUGCCGGAUCCACCGCCAACAACUGUCCCCACAAUGGAGGGUGAUCUACGCCAGGGUCAAAGCUCUGGCCCGCCCUCACCGCAGUCGGGGGGGCAACUCACGUGUGCGCAGCCCGCUGGGGUUGGUUGGGUGGAGCAGUUGAAGUUUACUUAUCCGCAGAAGACACCGCUAGUUUCGCUGUCAGAGGACAAACGCGUGUUGCUGGCGGGUCCCUUUCGCGUCUCCAGCGAGGGAUGCCUCACCUUGCAAAAUGUACUGCUGCUGAACUCCAAGCAUCGGAAGAGUGGUGAAGGUCAGAGCACGGAGCGAGGGACACCAAACCCGCCGUUGCCUUUAGGAAAAAUGCUCGUCCCUGCAGAGCCAGUUGUCAACAGCUCCUUUACCCUCCUUUCCGCAAGCGUUGACACGCCGUAUAGCCCCAUUACAUACUCCUUGGACGCCAACGCAGCAUUGGUUCAAGACACUUCCACCUCUGCAAGUAGAACACGAGUUCAGGACAGUGUGUUUGUGACUCCACAUUGCCCUCGCACAGGCAGUGAAACACUUCGUGAAAGCGAAGGGGAGGAUAGCGUGGAUUUCUUUUCAACACGCGGGUCGGACGAUGUCUCAGUGAUUAGUGUUCCGUCGUAUGCAGAGAUGUCUUUAAUGUCUGAAAUCUCGGAAUCAUUGCGGCCCAACGCAGUGAGGUACGGGGACCUGAAGAUUAUGUCGCAAAUCGGGCAGGGUGCGUCGGCAACCGUUUUUUUAGCGAAGCAUCUUACCACGGGGCGACGGAUGGCUGUCAAGCGCAUUGACCUUUCACCCUUAUUUUUUGACUGGAGCCUGUCGAGGGGGAGUAAUCUACAGCGCCUGACCUCCACAGCUCACCUGCGUCAGUUGCAGCUCAUUGUGGUGCGGGAACUGCUGGUUCUGCAUCUGGCGUACCGGAACCCGUUUAUGGUAAAAGUGUACAAUGCUUUUUACUCAGAGGAACUCAUGGCUCUUGACCUGGUGAUGGAGUACAUGCACUAUGGUGGCCUGGAUCAUUUGCAUAAACUAUUGUGUGGGAAGAAGCCAAAAAACGGGGCGGCUGGAAACUUUGUAGCACGGGUUGGCCGCGGCAAAGGGAGACUCACAGAGGUGCCGGAGCGCCUUGUGGCGGUGGUGGGUGAACAACUCUUGCGGGGUGUGCAGCACAUGCAUGAACGCGGGUACAUUCAUAGGGACAUUAAACCCAGCAACGUUCUCGUCAACAGCCAGGGCAUUGUGAAGCUGAGUGACUUUGGCCUGUCCCAGCGCUGUGACGCACGCACCGACCAAGUUGACGACAAGGUCGCCGCAGCGCACCUUUUACACAAACAACCUAACAAGGAGAUGUUUUCACCUCUGCAGACUGCCUCAUCGUUAGGUAACCUCACAAACUCUACUGACAACGUGCAUUGCUCCGGCACAAAUAAGUACAUGAGCCCGGAGCGACAACGUGGGGAACCGCAUGGAAAACCAAGCGACAUCUGGGCAGUCGGAAUGACACUUGCAGAGUUCGCUGUUGGUGAGUAUCCCGUCGAUUUAACUGACUGCGAGGACGCCUUCGAGCGUGCGUUUCGCAUCGCGGCACCGUUGGAUUUGCGGAAAUACGCGCGGUCCCACUCGCUGAGUGAGGAGUUCAUUGACUUCAUCCGCAUUAGCAGGCUGCCCGUGGCGGCCGAGCGCCCAACCGCCGGUGAACUGCUUGAGCACCCGUUCUUCCGCCAGUGGAAAGACGAGCCAUUCUCCAUUGAGGUUUACUUGCGUGAUAACAUUACGGAGUAG
Molecule: messenger RNA, 2136 nt
Organism: Trypanosoma rangeli
Lineage: Eukaryota; Euglenozoa; Kinetoplastea; Trypanosomatida; Trypanosomatidae
Product: putative protein kinase
Exons: 1
Coding region: 1-2136 (711 amino acids)
Biological process (GO): protein phosphorylation
Cellular component (GO): cytoplasm
Molecular function (GO): protein serine/threonine kinase activity; ATP binding
Source: RefSeq, a predicted model, not a curated record